UCCUGCUAAUGCAGUUGUGAAGAAUCUCACCUCCCAUGGCAUCCUACAGGUUCAAACGUCAUUACUGGGAAUUCGGUUUGCUGCUUCUGGGCCUGGUCAUGGGAUGCUGGCUUCGAAAACUUGUAUUUUCGGUGUCAAAUGACCAGUGCAAAGGUCAGACCAAACUUCCAUCGCGUUUGCUGGUGGACGAUUCUGCUUCCAGUCGCAAAAAUAUUCCCCUGUCGAACGAUCUAUUGAUGAUCGGUGUGAUGACCAAUCGCCAAAACCUUGCCACGCGAGCAGCUAGCAUUUUUGCCACGUGGGGGCAGUCGGUGCCGGGAAAAAUUGUCUUCUACAUCGGAGAAAGUGACGACAGUCUCAUCAGCGAUUCUGAAAACAAACGAGACGAUGCUUGGACUUCUUCUGCCAAGGAGCUGAAUGUAGUCAUCCAGGAAACGGCGGAACGAAAGUGGCGCGACCGGAAGUACGGACAUAAGCUUCCGGUUGUACAACUUCCUGGCAUCCGCGAUUCUGUUUAUCCGCCGAGGUCCAAGAGUUUCGCUAUGCUACGUCACAUGCACUUUCAUUACGGCGCGCGCUACAAAUGGUUUAUGCGAGCAGACGAUGAUGUCUUUGUCAGAACCGAUCUUCUGGAGACCUUCCUUCUCGCCCUCGACAACAAGCGGCUGUUGUACAUGGGCCAGCCUGGCAUCGGCAAGGCGUCGGAGAGGGGCAAGUUGGGCCUGAAGAAAGGUGCACCUUACUGCAUGGGUGGGCCUGGGGUGUUUCUGUCGUCUUACACCCUCAGGCGCCUCGUGCCUUACCUGUCGGAUUGCGAGCAGCAGGUAGUGACGUCACAUGAGGACUCGGAGCUCGGGCGGUGCGUGCAGAGGUUUCUUAAUCUACCGUGCACCAGGAAUCUGCAGAUGCAGAUGCUCUUCUACCAGAACUAUGUCGGCAUGAACAGUUCAUUCGCCGGUCCUCUUCGUCCUCCAGUCUUUUCCGCCCUGACCUUACACCCGGUGAAGGAUGUACAGCAGAUGUUUCGCCUUCAACUCAUCUUUGACAUGCUCAAACUCGAAAAACUUCAACUGAAGCAACAACGCCUCCUGACAGCCAUGACUGCCUUCAGCCUUUGCCAGACGAUGUUAGUAAAGAAAAGAUACCUUCAGUCUAUGACAUGCAGACAAAGAGACGAUCUGGCGAAAGGAAAUUAAAGGAGUACAGUGGGAACAGUGAACAGGAUAAUACAAAAACACAUGUGUAUGGGUAUAACAUCAUGAAUGAAGGUGAUGCUCCUUUGUCUGGGGCCCCGAACAUUGUGGAGUAUAGGCAAGGGGUGCUUGAGGAAGUGAACAAGCCUUUGGUUUCAAAAGACACCAAAGAGACUGAAUUGAAUUUAAAUCCAUCUGGACAUAUUUUACAGACCAGGUCUGUAGCAGUGGGAGGAGGGACUAGAGACAGCGAGAAACAGGACCGCCAUGAGGAUAUUAGCAUGGAUUCUCUAGGUCACGUGAGCUAUCCUAUGCGCAAGCUCCUGACCAAUAAGUUCCAGAACAUUCCAGAUGAAAGUUCCAUUGUGUUUAAUAACUCUGUGGUGAAACUGUUAAUAGGAAUGAAUGGUUGGAGUCCACGUCUUAUCUCAGAUGAUGACUCGGUCUGGGAUGUCCACGCUGUAGAUAACAAUGUUUAUUUCACAACUCCUCAGCUACAUCCGGCUCGCAAACUGGCCUUGUUCCGCGCUCAGAGGCACUUCCGGGAGUACAGCCGAUCUGGAUUGGUGGAAAGAGAAAAAUUGGACAAAAUCGUGGCGAUGUGUCAGAAAAUAUCUGUGAGUCAAGGCAUGCAGCAUAUAUUGACCAUCUACACCAAGAGAGGCUACCGAAAUUUUGUCUUGACAGACAUGUACGACAAGUUGCAGUGGCGAGAACUGGCAGAACCAUUUGCAUCGCCUUCUUCUUCUGAUUCUUCAGACGACGCUGAGAGUGACAGAAGGGACAAAUCAGAGCAUCAGACAUUGUUGGACAAACCCAGAGACUUGCAGACUGCGAACUUGACAAACAUUGACCGUGACAAUGCAGGAUCUAAGACCAUCGACGGACAAAAAGAAAUAUUUCGCGAACUUUCUGGAGCUCCACAACAGGGCGGCGCGUCCCCAGUUUACAAACCCCUGUGGAUUCUUCUGCCCCUCAGCGGGCGAUACGAAACCUACAAACGGUUUCUCGGCAACCUGUCGUCUGCCGCCCAGCAUUAUACGGGUAGUCUUCACCUCAAAGUCGCCCUCUUUCCUGAUUCAUCAAAGGACCACCUCCUGUCGGCAGCCUUGACACGCCAGGGUCUCUUUACCCUACCAACCUUCAGAUCACAAUGGUUGAGAUGAACGGAACUUUCUCACGCGCGCACGCGCUACAGACUUUGGCCGCGGGACUGGAGGAGUCGUCGCAGCUGGUGCUGAUGGACGUCGACCUGGUCCUGACGCACCACUUCCUCAAGCGCGCCGCCGCCAACGCGGGGCCAGGCCGCGCCUACUUCCCCGUGUACCUGGCGCAGUACCACCCGGACACCGUGUGCUACCGGGUGUCGCCGUGCACCCGACAUCUGUUCGACUUCUCGCGAGAUGCUGGCACGUGGCGCCACUUCUCGUACGGCGUGGCCGUUCUGAUGGCCGGCGACCUGCGGCGGGUGGGUGGUCUGGACACGAGCAUCAGAGGCUGGGGCAAGGAGGACGUUGACCUGUACACCAAAUGUGUGUCGCGUGGCCUUGACAUCUUUCGAGCGCUGGAUCCUGGGCUGCUGCACGUGCACCACCAAAGGUCAUGUGACCCUGCCCUCGCUGCUGACCAGCUGAGCAUGUGCAAGUCUUCUCUAGCUGCACUCUACGGAUCCGUGCACAGGUUGUCACAGAUGGUGAUGGACAUCGAAGCCAAGUUAAACAGGACCGUGGACAGCUAGCUGUCGCUCUCACGACUCAACUGGUCAAAGAAGUGAAACCAUACCGACAUCAACCUAUUUAUGACAAAUUGUUUUUAUUUUUAGCAUUGUGAAUGGAUUCUUAUUGAUAUUCCUUGGGUUAGGUUUUUUUGUUUUGUUUGCUCCUUCCCUUCAGUCCAGUGGCAAGGACAGGAAGCAGUCCAUGUAAAGGAAAGAAAUCAGGGAGAGACAGAAAAUGAGACAGGAGUAGAUGUAUAACUAAAAAUGGGAAAAGAAGUGACAUGUUAAAAAAAAGCAGAGACAGAGAGAGCGAACAGGAGAAAAAAGAAAAAGAUAUAUCAAACUGUAAAAGUGUCAGUGAGGUAGAGACUUGCCAUAGGUUGAUAGACAAGAGAUGCAAACUUUUGUGAAGGUAAUGUGUCCAGGUUGACCAUUUUGAUGCGAGUGUUGAUGUAUGGAUGCUUUGUGGUUUGCAGAGGAUGUAAAAUAUCAAAAGAUAAAUGUCAAAGUAUUUUUUAAAGCAGUGCAAAUGUACGUGUGAAUGCAAGUAAGUGGGCAAGUUGGUCUUCUUUAGAACAAUUCUGUUCAGCCAAAGGCAAUUGUAUUUUGAUGAAGGACUUUAUAUGAAACCAUGUGUCAAAAA
Molecule: messenger RNA, 3553 nt
Organism: Pomacea canaliculata
Lineage: Eukaryota; Metazoa; Mollusca; Gastropoda; Architaenioglossa; Ampullariidae
Product: chondroitin sulfate synthase 1-like
Exons: 3
Coding region: 36-1196 (386 amino acids)
Cellular component (GO): Golgi cisterna membrane
Molecular function (GO): glucuronosyl-N-acetylgalactosaminyl-proteoglycan 4-beta-N-acetylgalactosaminyltransferase activity
Source: RefSeq, a predicted model, not a curated record